Molecule: messenger RNA, 5843 nt
Organism: Gadus macrocephalus (Pacific cod)
Lineage: Eukaryota; Metazoa; Chordata; Actinopteri; Gadiformes; Gadidae
Gene: lmtkb
Product: apoptosis-associated tyrosine kinase b
Exons: 12
Coding region: 322-4968 (1548 amino acids)
Biological process (GO): peptidyl-tyrosine autophosphorylation; brain development
Molecular function (GO): ATP binding; protein tyrosine kinase activity
Source: RefSeq, a predicted model, not a curated record
GGGGGGGGAGUCUGUGGGUGGUCGCGUUACAAAGCGCCGUCUGUCUGUCUUCUACUACCAGAAUGCCAUUGUCAUCAUGUUGGAGACGGAGAGACACAACAGAGAGAAACAAACACGGAGAGGGUGCGAGGGAGAGUCAGAGAGGGACAGAGAGACAGACGGAGAGAGGGACAGAGAGAGGGACAGAGAGAGAGACGGAGAGAAGGCCAGAGAGAGAGAAGGAGAGAGGGACAGAGAGAGAGAGAGACAAGGAGAGAGACAUAGAGAGACAGUGAGCGAGAGAGAGACAGAGAGAGCGGGGGGCUAAGCUCCGUCGGGACCAUGCUGCUCCCGUCUCUAAGAAAUCGAGCAAAAAAAACCAAGGGAACAAAGCUGAGGAAGAAGAGAGUUCAUCUGCAGAAGUCGACGGACUUCGGCCGUCACAGCCUUCUGUACCUGAAGGAGAUAGGCCAUGGCUGGUUCGGAAAGGUGUUCCUGGGGGAGGUGAGCGUGGGCCUGGACACCAACCAGGUGGUGGUGAAGGAGCUCAAGGCCAGCGCCAGCGUCCAGGAGCAGAUGCACUUCCUGGAGGAAGCCCAGCCGUACAGGGCCCUGCAGCACCCCGGCCUGCUGCAGUGUCUGGCCCAGCGCACCGAGGUCACUCCCUACCUGUUGGUGAUGGAGUUCUGUCCUCUGGGGGAUGUGAAGGGGUACCUGCGGAGCUGCCGGGCCACUGAGUCCAUCAUCCCUGAGCCUCUGAUCCUGCAGAGGAUGGCCUGCAACAUCGCCUCGGGCCUGCUGCACAUGCACAAGCACAACUUCACUCACAGUGACCUGGCUCUUAGGAACUGCCUGCUGACCGCUGAUGUCUCAGUGAAAAUAGGAGAUUACGGCCUCGCACACACCAAAUACAGAGAUGACUACCACGUGACGUCGGACCAGGUGCAUGUUCCGCUGCGAUGGAUCGCCCCCGAGCUGCUGGACGAGGUCCAGGGAGACCUGCAGAUGGCCAAUCAGACCCCGCCCAGCAACAUCUGGUCUCUGGGGGUGACCAUCUGGGAGCUGUUUGAGCUGGCGAACCAGCCCUACCGACACUACUCGGACCGGCAGGUGCUCAGCUACACCAUCAAGGAGCAGCAGCUGAAGCUGGCCAAGCCCCUGCUCAAGGUGCCACUGGCCGAGCGCUGGUAUGAAGUCAUGCAGUUCUGCUGGCUCCAGCCCGAACAGAGACCCACGGCGGAGGAGGUCCACCUCCUGCUCAGCUACCUCUGCGCCAAAGGAGCCAGCGAGGUGGAGGAGGACUUUGAGCGGCGCUGGAACUCCCUGCGUCCCACCACCGGAGGACACCACGGCCACAACCACGGCACCUCCCUGCCGUCCGACCGCCGCCCUCCGUCCUCCCCCUCAGCCUCGUCGUUCCCCCUGCUGGAGCAGUUCUCGGGGAUGGGCGAGGGCUACCAGUCGGAGAGCGGCGACGACAUACUGACGGUGACGGAGACGAGCCACGGCCUCAACUUUGAGUACAAGUGGGAGCAGGCGAGGGCGGAGCAGCACUACCAACCCGCCGCCCAUUCCGACGGCCUGGGUCACCACCGCUGCCACGACGAGUUCUACCCGCCGGGGGGCAUAGUGGGCGGGUGUCCCAUGGAGGGGAUAGGGGCCUCGCCUUCUUACUACCAAACCAAGCACCUCCACGCCCCAGGGGUGGUGCCCGUCCUCAGUGCCCACAGCCCCUCCUUAGGCAACGAGUACUACAUCCGCAUCGAAGAGCCGGGGGAGUGUAACAUCCAGCUGGACUACGACGUGUGCUCCUACAGCCCCGACUACCAAGGCAGCAGCGGAAGCUUCCUCACCGGAAGCGCCGAGUCCGGGGAAUGCAUGUCCUGUCCCUCGCAGGCAAACAACAUGGGCUCCUAUUGGUCAGCGGACAUCCACAAGGCCGACCUGUACGACUCGCAGGACUCGAGCCCGGCCAUCUCGCUCACCAUGGAGCCCUUACUGGGCCAAGUGUCGGACAGCAGCCCGCUGACGCCGUGGGUCUCCGGACACUACGUCUCGUACAAGGAACAAGACGGAGGUUACUACUACGAACCGUCACCCCCUCUGGGCAUGGAUCACCGUUAUCUGAUCGGGGACGAUGACCUCCCGGUGGAACCCCUGCAGGAGAGCUGGGGCUCCCGGAGUCUCCGGCAGGCCCUUGGGGAACUGGAGCACCCCCUUAGAGUACCCCCCGUUUUCAACACCUCACCCCAGCAGGCCUACGGAGAGCCCUACCUGGACUCCAGCCAGAGCUCCGUCAUCGGCAGGAACGUCACAGGGGGAUACUACGACAUGAUGGGCUCCUUGCGGAAGACCAUGCCCAGCCACACCAACCACACGAGACACGGCACCCACUCCCUCAGCAUCGACAUGGAGAUGGGCGGGGCGCUGUUCAUCGGACACAGGGACAGCGACACAGAGGACGAGGUGGACGAGGAGGACGUGUUCCUGGAGAGGCACAGCUGUAACACCUGGCCCGCCAAACACGGCCACGGUGUCCUGAGCAGACACAGGCGGGCUAAUGGCUGCAGGCAGGACUCUUACGUGGACUUCCACUACACAAUGCCCAGUACAGACAUCGAAGACUCCUGGCCAGAGGAAAACAGUCUGGCCUUCCAUUCGAUGCCCAAACCCAUUGAGUACCUGGAGCCCAAAGACAACAGUGCCUGCCUCGGUCUGAGCGCGCUCCAAACGUUAGCACCCUCCGACGAUGCCUACAUCUACAUGUGCAAAGAAGGGGAGACCCAGUUGCCUAUGCCUGGCGAGUGCUGUCACUCCCACUUCAUUGACCCACUUACCGGCUUGCUGGUAAGAAACUAUGACCCUGAUGAUUAUGUCACAGACAAGGUCGUCGAGACUCCUAACAGUGAGGAGCUGGUCAAUCUAUCGCCUGCUCCCGGGGGACCUGUGGUCAUCAAGAACGCCCCCCUAAACUCUGACAAAAUCACACAGACAAUGAGCAUCCAAGAGCCGUACAUUGACCUCUCUGCGAGCGACGCCACAGAAAAGACAGACAUCUCGGCAAACCACAUUGAGUACGUAGCAGAGGUUUGCAUACCGCUAACGGCUCACGCCGGCUUAGAAAAGCCGGAGACGGCGCACGGUACCCAGGCGGAGACGGAAUCAGAGCUCAGUCUGACGGCGGACAGCGGGGUGGACCGAUGCGGCUCCAGCGUCAGCCUCAUCGACAUCCUGGACUGCAGUGACGACGACGACGACGACGGCAACGACACCACGGACGACACCACGGACGUCACCUCCGGCAUCUUUGCGGACGAAUCGAGCGAGCUUACGGCGUCGCCUGUCGUCAAGUCCCUGCAGAAGCCGAGUGGAACCCCCGAUUCCAUGGACUCCAUGGAGCUCCUGUCUGUGGGCGGGUGCUUUGAGGGCUUUGCCCUUCCGCCUGCCAAACCCACCAACUCCCCCAGGGCUAUGGACAGCGGCUACGACACGGAGAACAACGAGAGUCCAGAGUUUGUCCCCAAAGAGCCCCAUGAGCCCCGUGAACCGUCUGAGGGGAAGAAGGCCACCCUCUACCCCAGUCUGGACGAGGAGGAGGAAAUGGAGGAAGAGGGGCUCAGAGCUGAUGCGGUUCCGGUAGAAACAAACGAACAGUCGGUCUCUGAAGAUGCAUGUGUAGAAUCCUCAACGACCGAGGAUAACACUCUCAUUCCACUGAGUAAAAAGAUUCCUUACAGAGACUCUGCCUACUUCUCAGACUAUGAGAGCGAGAGACAGUCCAGGGAUGAAGGGGAUGAAGCUGUUGAGAUAGGAAGAGAGGGGGAAACGAUUUCAGACACUGAGUGCAUGGUAGAGAGAAAUCUCGAUAACACGAGGGAGGAGGAAUUAGAGGACCUCGAGGCCCUUGAGAUGAACAUAGAAUCCAACAGAGCAACCACUCUCUUGUGCAUCGAGGAGGAUGAGCAUAUGGAGGGAUCUUUUCAGUCCUCUGAGUCAGAGUUGGCCGAAUUGGAAGAGUGGCCAUCCCAGGACGAGAACUCCUCCCUGGGGGACUGGGCGGCAGAAGUGGUGGGAGCCAUGGAGGAAGCUCUUGGCGCUCUCGGUGAGGAGAGGAUCAGGGCAGAGCAGGAGAAAGAAUUGAGCAGCAGAGACUUCCUACAAGAUUCAGAGGAGGCGGAAGAGGCUGAGCAGACACAGAGCGAACUCGCCGGAGGAUUGAGUGAAAACUCCUCCACCUUAGCCAAAGACAAAAUGGUGGCAUUGGAGUACGGUACCCCCCGCCGGUUCUCCUCCUCCUCCCCCCCGCCUCCCUCUAGUCCCCUCCCUUCGCUGCCCCCGUCUCCGGGCCGGGCUACCCCUGGCGACGCAGAGGAUGCUGACAAGGAGGACGCCGACUCUGACGACAGCGAGGAGUCGGACGAGGAGCUGCGCUCGUACAGCAUGCAGGAGCAGAGCGGCGGCGAGGAGAGCGAGGACGAGUGCUACCCCGUGCCCGUCAUCGUGAGCGACACCAGCGACGCCCACAACCUGAGAAGCCUCCUCAAGGUUCCCAGCGUUACCACCCCGGGCGGCAUGGACGACGCUCUGGAGAACAAGAAGAAAGUGGUGUCCUUCUUUGAUGAUGUCACCGUCUAUCUGUUUGAUCAGGAGAGUCCCACCAAGGAGUUGGUUGAGCAUGGCUUUCUCUCAGGAGAGGACGGUCGAGGUACACCGAUGAGACCCCAGGAGAAGGUGCAGGCCCCGUCAGACGACUCCUCAGACGGGAACGUCUCAGAAGAGAGUGCCGGCUACGAAUGGGAGGACGACUUCUCCCUGCUGCCUCUGCCCACAUCCAAGAUGGUGUCCGACUCCCCUCCCCCGCCACACUCCACCCCCCCGCCACCGGGGCCCCAGCCCGCCGCCAAGUUCUCCCGCUUCACCGUCUCGCCGUCUAGUGUUUCCCGCUUCUCAAUCACGCACGUGUCAGACUCGGACGUGGACUCGGCGUGAGGAAGUACGGCAGCGCUGGCGACCAAACAUCGCUUGUAGGUCACUUUGGAGGAGGGCGUCGAAGCACUCAACGGAUGGAUGUGGAACGUGCAGGGGAAGAACCGACAGCAGUCCGGUGGAGACCAGACCAGUGGGCCUACUGGGAGAUUCUUCUUCUGGCCUGGGUUUUACCCUCAGAGACGGAACCUCCUCUCCUUCAUAGACACGCUCCUUCCGACCGGGAUACGGAGUCAAGAUCAUCCUUUUUAAAUUAUUUAGAAGAGGGUAUGGUAAUAUGUGGUUUCCAAAAAAUAGAUUUAAAAAUAAAAAAUACAUAAAUUAUAAAUAUAUAAAUAUAUGUAUGUGUGUAAAGAAGAAUCAAUUAUUGGGCUGGGGAUGCAGCACAAUUCUGUUUAUUUUUGGAAGAUAAAGGCAUAAUGGAAGGAGAGGUCUUUGAAAGCCAUUGCGUGUGUUGUUUAGUUUUAAUUGCCAACAGUUAGUAUUAUUAUUAUUAUGAAUGUGUGGAGCCAGCCGGGGAUUUCAGGUAAGGCGAGUUAUACUCCAAAUACCAAGACAAACAUUGACUGGGAUUUUCUACGAUCACUGAUCAGCUCCGGAAGAGGACUGUUGGACCAUCUGAGGACGUCUUUUGUUUUUGUGAGAACCUUUCUGUUAUCUUGUCAACGUGGAUAUUUCCUGAAAAUCCUUGAGGUAUCAGAAGUAAUACAACGUGUGUACUUGGGGGAAAUUUCAGGAAACAGGAAUCAAAAUGGACGCCCAAGUGUUUUACAAGCAAAGUCUAAACUUCUAGGAAAGGUAUACAGGGGUACAGCAUGACUGUAUUAAAAACACAAAUAAAAAAAUAGCUCAUCCUGCUUGGACGAUGGAUGUUUUAA